CCAAAGCAAAGCUCAGAGACACAAAGGAAACGCUCAUCGGAUCCAGUUACACGUUUUCAACGCCUCAGUGAAAGAGAAGAACAGUUGGAAUGAAGUGAAUCAGACGGAGCAUCGUCUCAACACGUUCAGGAAACUGACUCUGUUCCAGGCCCUGACCUUUGUCCUGCUGCUGGUCGCUCCCGUCUGCCUCUCCUCCCCACAGAGCUCAUCCUGGCUCUCUGCGUGGGGUCCGUCUGGUGAUCCCUCGACGGGGCGUUCAACACGAGCUCGACGACAGCUGAACUUCCGGAACGAAUGGGCGAUGUGGAGCGGCUGGUCGGUCUGCUCCCGCAGCUGUGGGGGCGGAGCCUCUGUAAGGACACGCACCUGCAUCACCAGGAACCCAGUGGGUGGACCAUGUGCAGGAGAACCCAGACAAUACAAGAUCUGCAACACUAAGGAGUGUGCUCCUGGCUCAGUGGAUUUCAGAGAGAUGCAGUGUGCUGCCUUCAAUGAUCGACCCUUAGUGGCUGGAAACUCCUUCCAAUGGACGACGUUUCACGGAGGCUCUGACCCCUGUGAACUGAGCUGCUUGGCCCUGGGUCACAAAUUCUACUACAACUUUGGACGAGUGCUGGAUGGAACCUCCUGCAGCUCGGAGCCUGGAGAGCUGUGUGUGAACGGACGCUGCCUG
Molecule: messenger RNA, 673 nt
Organism: Paralichthys olivaceus (Japanese flounder)
Lineage: Eukaryota; Metazoa; Chordata; Actinopteri; Pleuronectiformes; Paralichthyidae
Source: RefSeq, a predicted model, not a curated record